ACUCAUCUAACGAUACCGUAUGAUACUUGUUGUUUUUAUUUUGCUUACGCCAAAACGAACAGUGUAAAUUAUAUUUAUAAGACAUUGAAGCGAGUGAGCGUCCAAAUAUAGCACAUCCGAUUCACCUCUCUGUACAAUGUACGAUCGCCAGGAUGAUUAUGAUCUCGAUGAAGAUAACGAGGAAUAUAUGGAGGAGGAUAGAGACGUCGAAGAUCCAGAUGAUAGUGAUGAAGAUACCGAAGAAGCUAGUGAAACUGACAUGGGAAAAUCAGAAGAAUAUACAGAAAUUAAAGAACAGAUGUAUCAAGACAAGUUAGCAGGCUUAAAGAAGCAAUUGCAACAGCUAAACGACGGUACACAUCCUGACUACAAUCGUAAAUUGAAACGACUGGAAACACAAUAUAGGGAACGGUUGAGUUUGAAUAUAAUUUACCGAGAUUACUUGACGGAAUGUGUUGAGCGGGACUAUAUAUUAGAAAAGAAAGCAGCAGUAAAAGAAUUUGAAGAAAAGAAAAUAGAUUUAAAGGAAAAUUUACUUACUGACAUGGAAGAGAAACGUAAAAUUAUUGAGUCUGACCGUCAUACAAUGGAACUUGCAGGUGAUUCAAUGGAGGUGAAACCAGUAAUGACAAGAAAAUUACGAAGACGUCCCAAUGAUCCAGUACCCGAAAAGGUAGAAAAACGACGAAAACCAGCUCCGGCAUCAUUAAAUUACUUAUUGGAUGAAAAAGAGAUAGAGAGCGAUUUAAAAACGAUCAGUCGGGGUAAAGUACUUACCACCGUUCGUAAGCCAGGUAUAUUUUUGCCAUUGGUUUUGCCACAUUAUAAUGCAGUAAAUAUACCAUCUCAACAUAUAUCACAAUCUUCUGAGACUCCAUUAGUAGAAACUCGGAUAGAAGAUGGAAAAUUGUUGUAUGAGCGGAGAUGGUAUCACCGUGGGCAACCUGUCUACGUCGAGGGCAAGGAUCUCGCAAAGUUCGCGGCACACAUUUCGGCAAUUGGCACCGAAGCGAUCUGGGUGAAAAAAGUUUCGGAUUCCAGCAAAGUACGCAUUUAUACGUCGCAGUUGAGUCGCGGGAAGAUUUCAAUCAAACGACGUGCGUCCUAAUUAAUUUCUCAAUCGCCAUUCUUCGUUAAACUUCUGACAAAGAGCGUUUGUUACUGACUGAAGCGGUAUCGUCUGGUAUCCAGUCGAUGAUUUUCACGCUGCUGCUCUUCUGCCACCAGUAGAACCAUGCUUUCUGGUGGUACUGUAUCGAUAUGUAAAUCCAGAUGAAGUACGAGAGAAUCAGAAACGCCAUCAUGGAAAGCAGGGAAUAAGUGGUCCAACGUGCGGGUGGAAAAUUGUCGUAAUUAUUCAUAGCGUAAAAGUCCGCCGCCACCACGCACAUGUAAGUGCAUGCAAUAGUCACGGGGGUGAUUAUGAGGCACCUCAGCAAGUCUGCUUUUACACCGCGGGCAUACGUAUCAUACUGAUCUUGAUUUAGACACAGCCAGAUUAUAAUGGACCGAAGGACUUUGUAACGAGGUGUCCGUUCCACCCGGAAUUCGUGGCCGCACAAUUCGCAACUGGUUCUGUUGCUCUCUUCUAGCCAUCGUUCCAAGCACUUUAGAUGGAUCGCGCCCAUUGUCCCCUAAUUGCCAUGUUGAAAUUAGCAAUUUAUCUUGUAAUCUUCUUUGUAAAGUUUUCCAAAUAUCUAUUUUAGCUAAAUGUAUGUGUAUAUUAAGUGUGAUGUUGAACUUUAUAAAUUCUGGCAAUGAUCAAAGUAUGUUGCAAGUCGACUAAAGAGAAAAGAUUGUAUCUAUUCUCAGGUCGUAAUAAAUUAGACGCAAGAAGUUUCUAAAAUAGAAACUGUAAAAGUUGUUUUAGUUUUCUUCAGUUUGUAAUGUUUAGCUGUCUACUUUUUAGGAACAUUGUACAAAUAAAUGUAAUAUUUUAAAACCGCAUACAAGCCACAAAUUGAUCAUU
Harpegnathos saltator (Jerdon's jumping ant) is the source of this 1969-nucleotide messenger RNA. RefSeq names its product sin3 histone deacetylase corepressor complex component SDS3. Lineage: Eukaryota; Metazoa; Arthropoda; Insecta; Hymenoptera; Formicidae. Bases 137 to 1108 code for a protein of 323 amino acids. The record is from RefSeq and is a predicted model, not a curated record. The transcript has 9 exons.